Fonsecaea multimorphosa CBS 102226 is the source of this 861-nucleotide messenger RNA. RefSeq lists its product as uncharacterized. The transcript is spliced from 2 exons. The record is from RefSeq and is a predicted model, not a curated record. Gene Ontology annotation, molecular function: enoyl-CoA hydratase activity. Gene Ontology annotation, cellular component: mitochondrion. NCBI's taxonomy places the organism in Eukaryota, Fungi, Ascomycota, Eurotiomycetes, Chaetothyriales, Herpotrichiellaceae. Gene Ontology annotation, biological process: fatty acid beta-oxidation. Bases 1 to 861 code for a protein of 286 amino acids.
AUGGCAACCUUACAAUUCAUCAGCCCGCCACCAGCUCUCGACGAUGCACUUCUUUCCUUUCCAAAACCUGCAAUUGCUCUGAUUACUUUGAAUCGUCCCCGAGCGUUAAAUAGCCUCCGGCAAUCUAGCCAUGAAGAACUACACCAACUUUGGGAGUGGUACGAUGGCGAGCCAUCAUUGCGAGUGGCCGUCAUCACUGGCGCCGGAAGAGCUUUUUCUGCAGGAGCCGACUUGAAAGAAUGGGCCCAGAUCACCGGCGGCAACAAAAAUGAGUAUGGCCCUCGUGCGGCCACCGCCAGACCGACGCCCUCGUCCGCUUUCGCGGGUCUUUCGCGCCGCACGGGAAGAAAACCCGUCAUCGCAGCAGUGAACGGUUUGGCGUACGGGGGAGGAUGCGAAGCUGUCAUCAACUGCGAUCUGGUAUUCGCGAGCGCACGGCAUGCCUCGUUUGGCUUUCCCGAAGUGAAGCGUGGAGUAUUUGCCAGUGCCGGGGCGCUGCCGAGGAUCGUCCGGACCGUCGGAAAGCAAAGAGCAAUGGACAUGGUACUUACAGGCCGUGUCAUAUCUGCGCAGGAGGCGAAGGAUUGGGGAUUUGUGAAUGACAUCGUGGAAGGAGAUACAAGCAAGGUCGUCGGGAAAGCGUUGGAAGUGGCAAAUACAAUCGCGGCGAACAGCCCGGAUGCCGUGAUAGUGAGUCGACAGGGAGUCAUGAUGGGUUGGGAAGGGGUCGGCGCUGAAGAAGGGGCGAGACUAUUUGCAGAGACGUUUGGGCCUCAGUUGGCGGCAAGUGAAAAUAUCCGGGAAGGCUUGAAGGCUUUUGUUGAAAAGAGAGAGCCAAACUGGGUCCCCAGCAAACUUUAG